Messenger RNA from Cercocebus atys (sooty mangabey), 4564 nucleotides. It is a transcript of the gene GGT1, whose product is annotated as gamma-glutamyltransferase 1. NCBI's taxonomy places the organism in Eukaryota, Metazoa, Chordata, Mammalia, Primates, Cercopithecidae. Gene Ontology annotation, molecular function: glutathione gamma-glutamate hydrolase. Gene Ontology annotation, cellular component: plasma membrane. The record is from RefSeq and is a predicted model, not a curated record. The transcript has 17 exons. Gene Ontology annotation, biological process: regulation of inflammatory response; peptide modification; regulation of immune system process. The coding region runs from base 2418 to 4406 and encodes 662 amino acids.
GACCUCCUGGGGCCAGCUGACCUCGGUAAAUCCCUUUUGUCUAAGCUUCAGUUUCCUGCCUGUGAAUGGGGUUGAGGCUGUGCUCCAGUUUCACCCUUGUGGCUCUGGGGUUGUGGUGACAAAGCCAUCAAGCUGGGUUGGAGACUGGCUGCUGUGUCUACCUCUUCCUCAUACUCCUCUCUCUGCUGCAUCCUGGGAAGCUGCUCAGCUCAGCCUAGAUUAGGCUCAGUUGUGUCUGUGUGUGCACGUGAUUGCACGUGUGUUGGAAGUGUGUGGUACUGACACCAGAGUCAGUGUCUCUGGGUGAGUGAGGCUUGCACAUUUCUGGGGACAGGGAACUCACUACCUUAUGUGCCCAGAACAAGAGCUGUGGGGUCUGGAGAAGAAUUCUAGGCCAGCCCCUGCAGUCUUUCCUCAGGUGACAUGGCUUCCCCAGACCCACUUCCCUGGAGGUGCCCUGUCUGCAUUCAAGGGGUAGAAGGCUGACUGGGACAGAAUGUGACACACUCAGCAUGUGAGGAAAAGCUUCCUUCAUUCUGUAGGCCCUACCUCUGUUGACAUGACCUUUGAUAAAUUGCCUCCCUUCCUGUCUCCCCUCUCUGGAACCCUCAGCUGCUUCCACGCUUCAGCUGUGCCCCAUCACAGGCAGCUCUCUGUCUCCCUACUUUCCCCAGCCCAGGGUUUUCCUUUUGGGGUCAGCUACAGGGGUCUGGACCAUCCUUUGCCCACUCAGACAUUCUUCCUGCCCACCUGCUGCUGAGAAUCCUGCAUGUCUCAUAUGCUCUCAGGCAGAGAGGAAACUGCUGAGCAGGCCAGGGCAGGGGACGGAGCCCUGUGACUCUCCACUUUAGACCCCUCCCAGCUGACUGCUGUGGAAUGCAGCCACUUAGCAGAGCCAAAUCCCCUGAGGUUCCUGUCUGCUAGACAGCAGGACAGGUCAUGGGGCCUUGGUUCCUGCCCCAUCAUCUUCCCAGUCACCCUGAUCUUCAGGGGGAGGAACAGCCAGGGAAAGGGUUUGGUCAUAGCACCUCCACCCUAGGGCUAUUGAGGAUCUCACAGUUGUGUGUCUGGUGGGUUCUGUCCAGAGCCCAUUUGAGAGCAGUGGGUGACAGGACAGGCCUAUGUGACCCAGGCAGGCAGCAAUAUUGGGUCAGCCUUCGUGUCCCCUUCUGUCAGCUGGGGCAGCCUGGAAGGAUGAUUGUGGGGUAGGUGUUAUGGGAAUAGACCUCAGGUGGAGGCUGCAGGGGCUCUCUGGCACUGUAGGCACAGCAGGCCCAGGAGCAGGGGAGGCAGCCAUGACUCGUGGAGCCUCUGGCCCAUAUCCUUGGCAGAUGAGGGCCACAGGGGAAUGGGCAGCAGUGUCUAAGGUCCCCUGGGCUGGGCCCAUGGCUGUUCCUGGCUCAGACUUCUUAGUGGGCUGGUCAGAAACAUGCAGUAGCUUGGGGCAGUUACCAAGUGGCCAAGCCUGCGCUGUUGGGCUGUGUGAGCUUGGGCCAGCUCAGGCCCUCUCUGGGCCCUGCCUUUCUGGGCUGUUCAGGUGGUUCCUUGGGCCUGGAGUGCUAAUAUUUCUGGAUGGGCAGCAGAACCGGUCUACACUCAGGGCCCCAGGCCAUGUUCCCGGAACACACCUUUAGCAUUGACAUCAGAGUGUGGUGAGGCCCCUUAGGCUGGGUUCUGGUCUGGUGCCAGGGGCACCACUACUCCACUGCCUCCAGAGCCAUCUCUGGGACACUGGCUGUGAGUUCAGAUGUUCUGAACAGGGACAGGGAAAGCCAGAGGAGGACCCAGCCUGGGGCUAGCUGGAGGGGCUCGUGGGGAGACAGCGCCCUUUGGAGGGAACUGAGUCUGGAAGGAAACCCUUUCCCCGGGUCACAGCACCUGGCACCCAGGGCCCUCCCAGGGCUGCGUGAACUUUAGUCACAUGGUGACAGGCCGAGUCACCGUGCCAAGUCACUGUGCGCCUCCUUGCUGCUGUGACGUCAGCUUCCCCAUCCUCCCAGCCAGGCUGGACCUCUGUGAGAGGCCUGCCUGUCCUGCACCCUGUGCAGAUGCCUCCCACUGUCUGCUGGGGCUGAUGGGCACCUCCUGGCUGGUCUCUUGUACUAGCGGGUGCAGCCCAGAACUGUCUUCUGAGGAAGAGGUGCUCUCCUGGGCCCCCACUGUCCCCAAGCCUCAGCAAGGCAAGUGAGGUGCUGCCGUCAUCCAGACUGGACAGUUCAUUGAUUUGCCUGAGGCCCCACGGCAGAGUUCAACUGGAGACCAGAGAAAUCAGCUAGAGGCAGAGGGAGGUCACACGGAGUCCCCCAGAAAGGACUGGGCUACGCGCGCUUCAGCUCUUUCCACCAAAUCCUCCCAUCUUUCGUGGCCAACACCCCAGGCAAGGCUUGCUGCCCCCGUCUGCUGCUGGACACAGAGCCAUGAAGAAGAGGUUAGUGGUGCUGGGCCUGCUGGCCGUGGUCCUGGUGCUGGUCAUUGUUGGCCUCUGUCUCUGGCUGCCCUCGGCCUCCAAGGAACCUGACAACCAUGUGUACGCCAGGGCUGCCGUGGCUGCAGAUGCCAAGCAGUGCUCGGAGAUUGGGAGGGAUGCACUGCGGGACGGUGGCUCUGCGGUGGAUGCAGCCAUUGCAGCCCUGUUGUGUAUGGGGCUCAUGAAUGCCCACAGCAUGGGCAUCGGGGGUGGCCUGUUCCUCACCAUCUACAACAGCACCACUCGAAAAGCUGAGGUCAUCAACGCCCGCGAGGUGGCCCCCAGGCUGGCCUUUGCCAGCAUGUUCAACAGCUCACAGCAGUCCCAGAAUGGGGGGCUGUCAGUGGCGGUGCCCGGAGAGAUCCGAGGCUAUGAGCUGGCGCACCAGCGGCAUGGGCGGCUGCCCUGGGCUCGCCUCUUCCAGCCCAGCAUCCAGCUGGCCCGCCAGGGCUUCCCCGUGGGCAAGGGCUUGGGGGCAGCCCUGGAAAACAAGCGGACCGUCAUCGAGCAGCAGCCUGUCUUGUGUGAGGUGUUCUGCCGGGAUGGAAAGGUGCUUCGGGAGGGGGAGAGACUGACCCUGCCGUGGCUGGCUGACACCUACGAGACGCUGGCCAGGGAGGGUGCCCAGGCCUUCUACAACGGCAGCCUCACGGCCCAGAUUGUGAAGGACAUCCAGGCAGCUGGGGGCAUUGUGACAGCCGAGGACCUGAACAACUACCGCGCUGAGCUGAUUGAGCACCCGCUGAACAUCAGCCUAGGAGAUGCGGUGCUGUACAUGCCCAGCGCGCCGCUCAGCGGGCCCGUGCUGGCCCUCAUCCUCAACAUCCUUAAAGGUGAGUGGUCGCACCACAGCCCUGUGGUAGGACCCAUGACACGCCCCACCCCUGCUGCAGCUCUGCUGGCCCCCAUGCCACGUCUUUGCAUCACUGAGCUCCCAGGGAGUGCUCCUGUGUCACAGCUCACCAUGUCCUGCCUUGGGGACCUUGGCCAGGCUCGUGGCAUCCAGCAGCCUCUCAAUGUCAAUACCUCCAUAUUCAUCCCUCAGCCCGCCCUUGCCGGUGCACCCAUACUUAUACAUGCACCCAUGCUCUUCAGGUCUGAUGAAGCAUCCAAAGCCCUGGGGAGUCAUGGAAGGCUGUGGGUGCCAGAGGGUUGUGGUCAGAGCCACAGUCGGGGGCCUUCUGCGACCUGUGCCCCCCUCCCCACCCUCCCUCCCCACCUCCUCAGGCCAGCUCUGGGGUCUCGGCAGGUGGUCCGCAACAUGACCUCCGAGUUCUUCGCUGCCCAGCUCCGGGCCCAGAUCUCUGAUGAUACCACUCACCCGAUCUCCUACUACAAACCCGAGUUCUACACACCGGAUGAUGGGGGCACUGCCCACCUGUCUGUCGUCGCAGAGGACGGCAGUGCUGUGUCCGCCACCAGCACCAUCAACCUCUACUUUGGCUCCAAGGUCCGCUCCCCAGUCAGUGGGAUCCUGUUCAAUGAUGAAAUGGAUGACUUCAGCUCUCCCAGCAUCACCAAUCAGUUUGGGGUGCCCCCCUCACCUGCCAAUUUCAUCCAGCCAGGGAAGCAGCCGCUCUCGUCCAUGUGUCCAACGAUCAUGGUGGGCCAGGACGGCCAGGUCCGGAUGGUGGUGGGAGCUUCUGGGGGCACGCAGAUCACCACGGCCACUGCACUAGCCAUCAUCUACAACCUCUGGUUCGGCUAUGAUGUGAAGCGGGCCGUGGAGGAGCCCCGGCUGCACAACCAGCUUCUACCCAAUGUCACAACAGUGGAGAGAAACAUUGACCAGGCAGUGACUGCAGCCCUGAAAACCCGGCACCAUGACACUGAGAUUGCAUCCACCUUCAUCGCUGUGGUGCAAGCUGUCGUCCACACACCUGGUGGCUGGGCAGCUGCCUCGGACUCCAGGAAAGGCGGGGAGCCUGCCGGUUACUGAGUGCUCGGGGCGGACAAAGCUGACCAGCAAUGCAGGGACAAGAUACUCACCAGGACCAGGAAGGGGACUUUGGGGUCUCCUGUGAGUGGUAGAGCAUCACAAUAAAUGAAGCCACUGUGUCAGGCUCCAGGUGGCCUCCCUGGCCUGGCUCCCCACUC